Molecule: messenger RNA, 1670 nt
Organism: Chaetura pelagica (chimney swift)
Lineage: Eukaryota; Metazoa; Chordata; Aves; Apodiformes; Apodidae
Gene: APC
Product: adenomatous polyposis coli
Exons: 12
Biological process (GO): nervous system development; negative regulation of canonical Wnt signaling pathway; pattern specification process
Cellular component (GO): catenin complex; cytoplasmic microtubule; beta-catenin destruction complex
Molecular function (GO): microtubule binding; beta-catenin binding; gamma-catenin binding
Source: RefSeq, a predicted model, not a curated record
UUAGGGCUGAGGGUAGCCCAGGAUGGCCGCAGCUUCAUAUGAUCAGUUGUUAAAGCAAGUUGAGGCAUUAAAGAUGGAGAACUCCAACCUUCGGCAAGAGCUAGAGGACAACUCAAAUCACCUAACAAAACUGGAAACAGAGGCAUCUAAUAUGAAGGAGGUGCUGAAACAGCUACAAGGAAGUAUUGAAGAUGAGGCAAUGGCAUCUUCUGGACAAAUUGACUUACUGGAACGACUUAAAGAGCUGAACUUGGAAGGUACCAACUUCCCUGGAGUGAAGUUAAGGCCAAAGGUGUCUGUGCGUUCAUAUGGGAGCCGGGAAGGGUCUGUGUCGAGCCGUUCAGGAGAGUGCAGUCCUGUCCCCAUGGGAUCAUUUCCAAGAAGAGGAUUUAUGAAUGGAAGCAGAGAAAGCACUGGAUAUUUAGAAGAGCUAGAAAAAGAGAGAUCUCUUUUGCUUGCGGAGCUUGAGAAGGAAGAGAAAGAAAAGGAUUGGUAUUAUGCCCAGCUCCAGAACUUGACUAAAAGGAUUGAUAGUCUCCCCCUUACUGAAAACUUCUCCUUGCAAACAGAUAUGACAAGAAGGCAGCUGGAAUAUGAGGCAAGGCAAAUCAGAGCUGCAAUGGAAGAGCAACUAGGUACUUGUCAGGACAUGGAGAAGCGAGCACAGGCAAGGGUGGCAAGAAUUCAACAAAUAGAGAAGGACAUACUUCGUAUACGACAGCUCCUGCAGUCACAAGCAGCUGAAGCAGAGAGAGCACCUCAGAGCAAGCAUGAUGCAGCUUCACAUGACACAGAGAGGCAGAAUGAAAGUCAAGGAGCAGCAGAAAUCAGCGUGGCAACUAGCGGUACUGGUCAGGGUUCUGCUGCUCGAAUGGACCAUGAUACAGCCAGUGUUAUGAGCUCUAGUAGUAACUAUUCUGUUCCUCGCAGACUGACAAGUCAUCUGGGUACCAAGGUGGAAAUGGUGUAUUCACUGUUAUCAAUGCUGGGUACUCAUGAUAAAGAUGACAUGUCAAGAACAUUGCUAGCAAUGUCUAGCUCCCAGGACAGCUGCAUAGCCAUGCGUCAGUCUGGAUGUCUUCCUCUCCUCAUCCAGCUUUUACAUGGCAACGAUAAGGACUCUGUCUUGUUAGGAAACUCUCGUGGUAGUAAAGAGGCCCGUGCCAGAGCCAGCGCAGCGCUGCAUAACAUCAUUCACUCCCAGCCUGAUGAUAAGCGAGGCAGGCGGGAAAUCCGUGUGCUCCAUCUUUUGGAGCAGAUCCGUGCUUACUGUGAAACGUGUUGGGAAUGGCAGGAGGCACAUGAACAAGGCAUGGACCAAGACAAAAACCCAAUGCCUGCUCCAGUGGACCAUCAAAUCUGUCCUGCAGUGUGUGUUUUGAUGAAACUUUCAUUUGAUGAAGAACACAGGCAUGCAAUGAAUGAGCUUGGAGGUUUGCAGGCCAUUGCUGAACUCUUGCAAGUGGAUUGUGAAAUGUAUGGACUUACAAAUGAUCACUAUAGUGUUACCUUAAGAAGGUAUGCUGGAAUGGCUCUGACAAACUUGACUUUUGGAGAUGUGGCAAACAAGGCUACCUUAUGUUCUAUGAAGGGCUGCAUGAGAGCUCUUGUAGCCCAGCUGAAAUCUGAAAGUGAAGACUUACAGCAGGUAAACAUCCUUUUGAGAUUAA